CAGUUUACCUUUACGUUUGCACUGCUCACUAACUAUAUUUAUCAUGAAUAAACGCACAUAGUUUUUAAGUACGAAACAAAAAAUAUGCCAGUUAAUUAAUGGGCAGUAUUUACAUGUAGGACAUUGUAGAUAGUUCAGCUAUAUAAUGUUAGCCGGUCGUUGUAUGCUAAUCUGCGUUAGCCAUGUGUCUGCAGAGCAACCUCUGUGAUAAAGCAUUAUAUGUGUAACUACACAUUUAGAGAUUCUGAAGAUAUCGGGAGCAGGUGUCCUAUGGACAAAUGUAUGAACUGUGUUUGUGGAAGUGUAUACUGUUAAAUCUCAUCAAACACACUUCGUUUAGCUGCUCGCUGUCCAUAAUGACGCCCCAUAAACCAUGCGGAUCAGAUUAGAGCCAUAUGAAUCUACCUGCAGAUCUUUCCGAAAGGAGAGUGGAGCAGCCAGUCAUCCGCUAUACAAGUCCUAAUCUAGUGUAGCUAGGGUCAUUCUUAGGCCAGUAUUGCUUUGCAUAGUCCCGCUCGGGUUAAGAUACAAGUUCAAAUCAAACUAAAGAUGGACAAGAACCAAAGCAACAAAGACAAUAUUAACAUACCAUAAUCAUCACCACAAUGACAUCAUAGUUAUAAUUAUUCACAACAAUUUCCUGUUCCGUUCAGUUCUCAUAUGCAACUGCAAAGCACUUGCACUUAUUGAUCCUAAUUUAAAAUUUGAGCAGAUUACCUCAUGAUUUCAUUUUAUAUUUUGGAGGAUGGGAGUUCAAAGAUUUAUUUAACAAAUAGAUCUGAAAAUUAAAUAUUAAAGAAAUAUUUUCACAGAUUAGUCAGAUGUACUGAUUUUUGGAAAAUUGUCUUUUGUCACCAUUGUCACCAUCAAUUUUUUUUUUUUCUGUGGUACUGUGUAUUGUAAGAUAUUUGGUAAAUUAGAGGUAUCAAACCAAUUAGUUUGAUUUGUCCAAAUCUGUGGAUGCAAUACUAACAGACAACUGUCUGUAAAGAUAUAACCUCCUUGGCAGAGAUGAUGAUGAUGAUUGGAAAGGAGAAUUAGGACUUUUGUUUACACACAGGUUGUUAAUAGAUGUUGAUAUUUAAAGUUGUACCUGUCCCUAACGGAUAUUUUUUUGUUAAGAAUCACACACAUAUAUUAGCCAGUAUGUUCUAAGAAGUAGAGCAAACAAAGAAGGAUAGCCAGAUGUAUAGAAAUAUUUUACCAGUGCAGGAACUUUAAAACAUAAUUUAGCACAUUUGACAUUAUGGUAAACUAAAACUAGCAGGGAAAAAAAUUUCCUGUUAAAACAAGAAAACUAACAAUAUUGUAUCCAACACACAUCUGUAAAUCAUAUACAAGUUCUCAGUAACAGACAACAGUAUGAGUGGUGUUUUAAGGAAGUUUAAACUCUUUGUUCUUGUUUAUUUAGCACAUUUACUAUCCUCAUUUCUCUUUGUAAAACUUGUGGACCAGGUUUUAACUGAAGCAUCUUCAGAUGUCCACCCUUCAUAGAGUAUUUCACAGUUAAAGCCCUCAGGGGGCUAGGGUUUUUUCUGCUCUGGCUUUUUCCACCUUCUUUCGUUUUAUUGGACACAGUUGCUCUUUCUUCCCUCCUCUUUAUCAGAUGAGCAUUUGCCAGCCUUUAAUAGUCUGUAUAUUUAAAAAAAAAAAAAAAAAAAGUGCAUAUUUUACACUCUUUUUUUUCUGAGUUGUGAUCCAUCAGUCUAAGGCCUGUGUCCUCCUCUGCCCUGUCUCCACUUCUAGGCUUCUUUAAUUCCCUGUCAUGUUCUCUUUCUGUAAUUCCCAGCUUUAACCUGCUCAGUGACUGUUAAAGAAUCGCAGUCAGUGUCUUUCAUUUUCAUUCACCUGUAACUGUGCGCUGGCCUCUGUCCUUUUGUGAGGCAGCGUUUGAAGGAUGUGUCUACCUCACUGUGUUUCAGCAGACAUCAGACAUUCAGAAGAGAAGAGGAGGAUCCUUCACUUUCACCUGUUUGAGUCUUUUCAAGAGAAACUGACGUCCUUAAAUCACUCAACGCCUGCUUCAUUCUUUAUCUUGACUCACCUGUGCUGACGCUGUGAGGCCUGACAGCAGCUCCAGCUCAUCACGUCAUGUCUCAGAAGUCACAGUCAGACGGCGGGCAGAAAGGCUUCGCUGUGGGCCGAGGGCUCCUCGCCGCCGCGGAGACCUUGAACUUCAGCAUGAACGAGCAGCGCUCUGGCCAACAGAUGGGGGGUAUGGCCUCAGGUGUGGGAAUGGGUGGUGGUAGUGGUGGCGGCGGAGGGAGGGAGGGGCAGAGGGGCAACUCUCCAAUGUCUCGACGUAGUGGUGGUACAGGUGGCAGUCUUGGCAGCACCAUGAAGCUUUUUGCAAGCUUGGGGUUGUCUCCAUCCGACCUGGAUGCUCUGGCUCAGAUUCCUGAGGACGAGAUCAGCGUGGAGACGCUGCCGCAUCUCCUCAUGCAGCUCAAGAGUCGCAAGGGUGAUGCUGAAGAGCGGCGCAGUGCACCGUCCAUGUCCUCUGACUCAGCAUAUCGAGGAGGUGGGGACAGCUGGGAUGAUGGACACAUGGGGAGGAUGGGAGGGGAUUCUCUGGGUCAGAGUUCAGGCCGGGCCCAGGCCUCAGCAAACUUUGGAUUCACUUCCAUGCAGGACUCCCCCUCCAGCCGGGGCUUCGGCUUAGGUUUUGGUGGUGGUGGUGGUGGUGGAGGAAACCGAGACCGGUCAUACUCUGACCUUUCCCGCCGUGACUCGUAUGGCGGACUCGGCAUGGGCUCACUGAACUCUGACUCCAUCUUUAUGCAGAGGAGGAUGGGCUCGCCGUCACAGGGGAAAAUCCAGGACUUCUUGGGAGUCAUGCCCCCCAUGUUCCCCCAUGUCUGCUCUCUUUGUGACUUUGAUGUGCAUUCCACCAUGGAGUGGAACCAACACACUAAUGGACUUCGACAUGCAGAGAACAGACGGCAGCUGCUCGACAUGUAUCCUGAAUGGGACCCUGGCAUGGACUCGAGCAGAGGGGGGCUCCUGGACACCCCUAACCUGUCUUCAGGACUACUGGGACCGGCCCCCAUGUCUUCAGCUGCAGCAUCAGGAGGGAUGUCGUCCAGCUGGGGAGGAGGAGCUACUGGUAUGUCAGGGAUGAACCAGCACGGACAAAAUAAGAUGAGAAGCAGGGUGGUGGUGGUGAAAUACGACAGGAAGCCGCUCAGCAACAAGACCCUGUUCGCCUUCACAGAGCCAUUCGGUCGCUUGAGGGAACAUCUGAUUCUCAAGAACAAGGCCUUCUUAGAGAUGGACACUCAUGAAGCAGCUCUGGACGUGGUGAACUACUACGAGCAGCACCCGGCGUCUCUGUACGGCAAACCGGUGUCCUUCUACCUGUCCAAGAGGCUCAUGGUCAUCGAGAAAGCGAAUCGCUCGUCUGACAGGAUGAUGGACAGACCCGUCAGAGACUUCAAAGGUCACGGCAGUCAGGUGGUCUUCUUCACCAACCUACCCAGAGACGAGGAGACGAAGAAGGAGCUGCUGACCGUCGCCGGACGCUUCGGGACCGUGGAGAAACACCUGUUCUUACACAAAGAGGCAUUUGUUCAGCUCGGAACGCCACAGGACGCAGAGAUGUUGGUGAAAUAUUACAGCAUGAACCCACUCACUAUCAGAGGCCGACAGAUCCGCCUCAACAUCUGCGCCAAGUACAAGACCCUGAACAUCAACAGGAGACAGGAAGGCUUCGGAGACGGUCGAGGUCGGAGGAACGACGGAGGAAACUUCAGCUCCGGAUCCAGGAGCAGCUUCACGUCCAGAAAUUCAUCGUCCAGAACCUCCUCCAGCUCCAGAACCAGAGAGGACAGGAAGAGGGAGGAGGAGGAGAGACCUGCAGUCAAGGAGAAGGAGGAGGAAGAGGAAGAGGAGGAAGAGGAGGAGGAGGAGGAAGAGGAGGUGUGUGGGGUGAUGGAAGGGGAGGACGGAGGAGAGGAGGAGCAGAUGACGACCAAUGGAGACACAGAGGGGGCGGAGCCAGAGGGAGUGGACGCCAAAACAGAUGCAGGGGAGUCGAAGAAGGUUUCAGGGGGCGAUGAUGGCGCCGAGGACACGCCUGCAGAAGGGGGUGGGGCUGAGGGGGAUGCCAAACCGGGGGUGGAGCCAGAACGGUUGGAAAGUGAAGCUUCAGUUAAAGAUGGAGAGAACGCAGAGCAGACGGAGGAGGCGAUGGAGGGAGACGAACCUGACGACCUGGACUUCCUGGAGAACAUGGAGGACUUUGUGACUCUGGAUGAACUUGCAGAAGACGAAGAUGAAUCCCACGACGACUCGGACUCCAUCGAUAACUCCAGGAAAGGGGGUAUGAGGGUGGUGAACGUCGUCGGCUUCAGACGAGGUUAUAACUUCAUGUCGGAGCUGUUGGGACUCGCCAAGCCGUUCGGAAAAGUGGUGCGACAUUUGGUGCUCGACUUACGACCCGAGGCCUACUUUCAGUUCGCCACAGAAGAAGAAGCUCGUACGAUGGCGAAGUUCUACAGCGGGAACGUGUUGCCGUCGGUUUGCGGUCGAGCAGUCAGAGUCAGUCACUCCAUGACCUACCCGACCAUCCAGGUGAGCCCCGUCCCCUUCCUCCUCCGUCUUCAUCUCAUUCUUUUUUCUACCUCUGCGUCUUCUUCAGCCCUCCUUCAUAUUUGUGUUGGUUUGAUCCGUCAGUGCGGUACCAGCCGGGUGGUCUACAUCGGCCAGAUCCCCAACAUCAAAUACUCCGACGACGACAUCCUCAAACUAGCCAUGCCGUUCGGAAAAGUCCGGAAAUACUUCCUGCACCGGCUCAAGAGAGAGUGUUUCAUCGAGAUGGAGAAAGCAGAGGACGCAGAGAGACUCGCUGAACAUUACAAAACCGAACCGCCGAAGUUCAACGGCAAACGUCUGACGGUCUACGUCAGCAGGAAGUACAAACAGCUCAAAUACGGACAUCGUUGUGUGAGCACAUCUGACGACAAGAAAUCUGGAAAGAGAGAAAAGAGCAGCACGCCUCCUCGAUCCUCCAAACAUCCUGAAGCUCCUCCGGCCAAGAAACCAAAAGAUGAGGAGAAAGCAGAGGAGAAACUAGAGAAGACAGAGGAGAAACCAGAGGAGAAGACAGAGGGGAAACCAGAGGAGAAGACAGAGGGGAAACCAGAGGAGAAGACAGAGGGGAAACCAGAGGAGAAAACCGAGGAGAAAGCAGAGGAGAAAACCGAGGAGAAAGCAGAGGAGAAAACCGAGGAGAAAGCAGAGGAGAAACGAGGGCAGGAAGAGGAGAAUUCACAAGAAGAGGAAGAGGUGGCGGUGAAGGAAAAGGAGAAUAAGCCAGAGGAGAGAGAGGAACAAUCAGAGAAGGAACAAGAACAGGAGCAAGAGAUAAUGGAGGAGGAGGAGGAGAAGGCUGAUGCUGGUAACGAAGAGGAGAAGAACGAAGACGCCUCAGAGGAGCAGCAGAGCAGCCUAGAACAAAUCAUAACACAGAAGUUGGAGGAGGAGUUAGAGUCUUUGUCCAAUCAGAACGGACAGACUGAAGCCCCCCCGGUGGAUGAACCCGAACCCAAACCCAGCGUGGCCUCUCUGCCGCUGCCUCCCUACGACCCCAACACCCCCAUCGGUGCGGAACAUGUGAAGAUGGGUUAUUACUGCCGCGUCUGCUUCCUGUUUUACUCCAACGAAGACACGGCCAAGGUAACGCACUGCAGCAGCCAGAUGCACUACGACAAACUGCAGAAAUAUCUGGAAAAGGAACAGACUAAAACAAAGAAGAAGGGGAAGAAGUCUGCGUAGAAAUCAUCCAAUCAGAGCUGGACUAGACGUAACAGACUUUUUUUUUUAGUUUCUCCUAAAAUGUGUUUGACUGUUGACUUUGUGCGACUGCAGAUAAACGGUUUUAUAGAAUCAGUUAGUCCUGUUUGAGUCCUGCAGGUUUUACACAACAAACAGCUCCGUGAACAUCAACUGACAGAAGAAAUAAGAACUAAGCUGCAUGAUUUAUGUUUCUGAUCCUUUGGACAUUUUCUUAAUAAACACUUUAGAAAACUUG
This is a messenger RNA of Sphaeramia orbicularis (orbiculate cardinalfish), 6031 nucleotides long. It is a transcript of the gene matr3l1.2, whose product is annotated as matrin 3-like 1.2. Gene Ontology annotation, cellular component: nucleus. Gene Ontology annotation, molecular function: RNA binding; zinc ion binding. Bases 2092 to 5775 code for a protein of 1227 amino acids. The transcript is spliced from 20 exons. NCBI's taxonomy places the organism in Eukaryota, Metazoa, Chordata, Actinopteri, Kurtiformes, Apogonidae. The record is from RefSeq and is a predicted model, not a curated record.